GAGGCCGGGCCGUGGGGCACGGUGGGCCCCGAGCGCGUGCGGUCGCCCGGCCCGCGGGCGGCGCACCUGCAGGAGGCGCGGGGCGGCGCCGGCGGCGGCAGCCUUCGCUCGUCGGCCGCGCCGCGGCCGCGGCCGUCGGGGGCUUCGGGCGCGUGCGCCGCGGGCGGCGCGGGCUUCCGGGACAGGCUCGAGGCGCUGGCGGCCACGCACGACCUGGAGGUGGCGGACCUGCGGGGCGAGGUGGUGGACCUGCGGGGAGGGGUCAUCGUCUUGCAGAACCAGGUGGAGCAGUACAGGUCGCUCCUCCACAGGGCGCAGGACAGUUUCGGGCGGAUCUGUGGGGAGCUCCCGUCGGCUGCGGGCGAAUGGCCUGCCGUGUCUGACCUGAUGCAGGAGAUCGCCAGCGAGAUGGCGGGCGAGAUGCAGGACGUUUGGGGCAAUGCUGCCGACGGCACGCCGAAGGCAUCGUGCUGCCCCUCGCAGGUUGGCGUCGUCGCAACGACGCCCGCGCGCAGCGCCACCCAGAAGCGGGCAACCGCCGUGGCCCUGAACAGCAAGUUGAACAAGGCGACGUCGAGGCAGGUGUCAGCAGUCAUGCCGCCCGCAGCUCGAAGGGCUCUGACGCGCAACCUCUACCAGCAGCAGAAGAAGAUCAAGGGCUCCUCGGUAAAUCUGGACGGGACCUACCUGCAGCGUUUUGUUGGCCACUGUUCGUUCGACUUGGUUUGCGCCUGCAUGAUAAUCACAAAUUCUAUCAUCAUCGGCGUUGAGGUCCAGUGGCUGACUACGCACGAGACAGAGCUGGCGGCGACCAAAAUCUUGGGCCUGCUGUGCAGCUGCUUCUUCUUCAUCGAGCUGGUGCUCCGCAUCGUCGCUGAUGGCAUGCGACACUUCUUCGUCCUCUCCGACAACAGAAACUGGAACUGGUUCGACUGUGUUCUUGUGGUGAUGUCGGUCUUCGACGGCGUGUCGCUGGCGGACGCUGGUGUAGCGGCCUCCACCGUCGGGGCGGGCGCGGGCUUCAAGACCAUCAAGAUAUUGAGGAUUGUCCGCGUUGUGCGGGUAUUCCGCUUCUUUAGCAAGCUCAGCCAGCUGGCGUUCAUGAUCAUAGAUUCUGUCAAGUCGUUGAUGUGGGCCCUCGUCCUGUUGGGACUCGUCAUUUACGUGUUCGCCAUCUUCUUCACGCACUACACCACCGAGCACAUCAGGCGCCAGGGGAAGGGUAACACGUCCAUCCAUAUCGAUGAGCACUUCGGCAACCUGUGGUUGACUCUGUUCACCCUAUUCCACACCAUGCUCAACGGCAUCAGCUGGUACACUCUACCGUCCGCGCUGUACACCAUCCCUGGUUGGACAGGUCCGUUCUUGGCAUUCGGAUUUGUAUGCUAUCUGUCGUUCACCAUGCUCGUCGUGAUGAAUAUCAUUACUGGUGUGUUUGUGGACAACGCAGUGCAGACGGCUGGCACGCAGCGGGAGUUUCUGGUGCAGAAAGAGAUGGAGGUCAAGGAGCAGUGGCGCAGCGAGAUGCGCAGCAUCUUCCUGGAGAUGGACGCCGAUCGCUCCGGGACGGUGAGCAGGGAGGAGGUGUCGGACUUCUGCAACCACGAGCGCGUGCAGCACUACCUCACCGCGCUCGGGCUGGACGUGCACGACACGGAGCGGCUGUUCGAGCUCCUCGACGUGAACCACGACGGCGAGCUCGACGUGGACGAGUUCCUGGACGGGUGCCUGCGCCUCAAGGGCGUGGCCCGCAGCAUCGACGUCUGCAGCCUCAUCCACCAGUCGCGCCUGCUGUGCCGGCGCGUCGACGGCAUCGACUCCACGCUGCGCACGCACCUGGGCAGCGCCAGGCACCCCCGGCGCACCCUCCGCAGCCCGAGCAGGGCGGAGCGGCCGCCCUCGGCCCGGUCGGACCCCGCCGGCUUGGCGCAGCAGCGUUAG
Molecule: messenger RNA, 1941 nt
Organism: Prorocentrum cordatum
Lineage: Eukaryota; Dinophyceae; Prorocentrales; Prorocentraceae
Source: the annotation of a GenBank genome assembly